This is a messenger RNA of Pistacia vera, 1801 nucleotides long. RefSeq names its product protein SLOW WALKER 1. NCBI's taxonomy places the organism in Eukaryota, Viridiplantae, Streptophyta, Magnoliopsida, Sapindales, Anacardiaceae. Gene Ontology annotation, cellular component: nucleolus. Gene Ontology annotation, molecular function: protein binding. The transcript has a single exon. The record is from RefSeq and is a predicted model, not a curated record. The coding region runs from base 76 to 1668 and encodes 530 amino acids. Gene Ontology annotation, biological process: rRNA processing; positive regulation of transcription by RNA polymerase I.
CCUAAAGCUCAUUUGUUGUGAGUACUAAUCAUACCCUCUCCAGUCUCCCCUCCUCUAGAACCAGAACCAAAUUCAAUGGCAGAAGAGCUUCAACCGAAAACAACUCUGGGCAAAAGCUUUCCAGUAAAACCUAAAUUGAAACCCAAAGCCAGAACCCUUUCUCAAACCCCGGAAUCAAAAUACUGGUCCUCCUUCAAAACCCAACAAAUCCAGAACCUCAUCUCCUCCAUUAAUUCUAUUUCUUUCUCUCAAAUCCCACCUCACCUCUUUGCCGCCGCUCAUUCUGCUUCUCUCACUCUCUUCUCCUCCCAAACCCUCUCUCAACACUCCGUUAUUUCCUCCUUCAAAGACGUCGUUUCCUGCUCUUCGUUUCGCUCCGAUGGCGCCCUCCUUGCCGCCUCUGAUCUCUCCGGACUCAUUCAAGUAUUUGACGUCAAAACGCGGACCCCACUUCGUCGCUUGAGGUCUCAUUCUCGUCCGGUACAUUUUGUUCAGUACCCAUUUCUUGAUAAGUUACAUGUUGUGUCGGGUGGUGAUGAUGGUAUAGUUAAGUACUGGGAUGUUUCUAGUGAGAAUGUGGUUUUGGAUUUGUUUGGACACAAGGAUUACGUUAGAUGCGGAGAUUGUUCUCCUGUGAAUGCUGAGAUGUUCGUUACGGGUUCUUAUGAUCAUACUGUAAAAUUGUGGGAUGUGAGAGUUGAGAAUUCGAAGUCAGUGAUGGAAGUCAAUCAUGGGAAACCAAUAGAGGAUGUAAUGUUUUUACCUUCAGGUGGAUUGGCGGCGACUGCGGGUGGGAACAGUGUGAAGAUUUGGGAUUUGAUUGGAGGAGGGAAGUUGUUGUAUUCCAUGGAAAGUCAUAAUAAGACUGUUACCUCCGUUUGUUUGGGGAGAUUUGGGAAUGAAAGUGGAGAGGAGGCAAUGCAGUAUAGGAUUUUAAGUGUGGCUUUAGAUGGGUAUAUGAAGGUAUUUGAUUAUGUUAAUAUGAAGGUUACUCAUUCUAUGAGGUUUCCAGCUCCUCUUAUGUCUGUUGCUUUUUCACCUGAUGGUAUGACUAGAGUUAUCGGGACAUCAAAUGGGAGCAUAUUUGCUGGUAGGAAGAAGAGGGAAAAUGUGGAGAGUGGAUUAGUGAAUUUUUGGAGUCUAGGGAGAGUAGAGGAGCCUCAAAAGAGGUUGUUGAGGCCUACUUAUUUUAGGUAUUUUCAGAGAGGGCAGAUUGAGAAGCCAAGUGAAAGUGAUUUUUUGGUUGUGAGACCAAAGAAGUUGAAAUUGGGAGAGCAUGAUAAGUUGUUGAAGAAGUUUAGGCAUAAGGAAGCGUUGGUGUGUGUGUUAAGUGGUAAGAAUCCAGAAAAUGUCGUGGCUGUAAUGGAGGAGUUGGUGGCUAGGAGGAAGUUAUUGAAAUGUGUUUCAAAUUUGGAUAAUGAAGAGCUUGGGUUGCUUUUGAGUUUCUUGCAGAAGCACUCCACAAUUCCAAGAUACUCAGGGUUGUUGAUGGGGUUAAUGAAGAAGGUUCUUGAAAUGCGGGCUGAAGAUAUUAAAGCUUCUGAUAUAUUGAAGAGUCAUAUUAGAAAUUUGAAGCGUUCGGUGGAAGAAGAGAUAAGGAUACAACAGUCAUUGCAAGAGAUACAGGGUAUAAUAUCCCCUUUAUUGAGAAUUGCUGGAAGAAAAUGAAUUAAUAGCUUUUUUUUUCUUAUUUAUCAGGUACUUUUCUUAUUUUUUUUAACGAGCUCUGCAUGAUAGAUGAAAGUUUUGCAAUUUUGUUUAAUCAGAAAGAAAUGUAUGUUUUCAGAUUGGUUAUUUUAAA